This is a messenger RNA of Larimichthys crocea (large yellow croaker), 4500 nucleotides long. RefSeq names its product butyrophilin subfamily 1 member A1-like. The record is from RefSeq and is a predicted model, not a curated record. Lineage: Eukaryota; Metazoa; Chordata; Actinopteri; Sciaenidae. The transcript is spliced from 6 exons. Bases 2654 to 3496 code for a protein of 280 amino acids. Gene Ontology annotation, cellular component: external side of plasma membrane. Gene Ontology annotation, biological process: T cell receptor signaling pathway; regulation of cytokine production. Gene Ontology annotation, molecular function: signaling receptor binding.
AGGUCUCUGUGACCCUGGACACCACAGUGUUGAGAUAGACUGGCACCUACUGUUCCCAACCAAAGCCAAACAACUAAUACUGCCAAGGACCUCAAGAUGAACACGUGACCUCGUGUAACCUAAGGAGAGAAAACUCCAUAACACUGUACGUUUACAAAGUGCUGCUUUGAAGCCAAAGAUCCUGCUCCAUCCGCCUGCUGUCUAAUCUAAACAUCAGCAGAGACGUACAUCAUCGGCGGACCUGAGGCGAAUAAGCCAUAAUAAGUUUUUUGUACCAGGCUGUAAACAUGGAGACUGCCUCACUCCUGGAACCAGCCUCAAGCGGCUGCUCUUUUUUUUUCUUCUUUUUUUUAAUCUGUACGUAUGUUGAAUGUCGGCAUUUCACAGGAGGUGAGCUGACACCUCUACAGCUACAGACAGUCUCAGAUCAGGGCACCAAGUUAGCUACCAGCAGCCCUGCACGUUACUACAUUACCUCUUUUAAACAGCGUUACUCACGUGACUGUACCUCAUGUUGAAGUAGAUGUAAGUUUACACUUUAAAAAAAAUGUUUGUUGUUGUUGUUAUUGUUUUGUGUUUCGUAUAUUUUUUUUGUAGAAAGGUAGAAUGAUAAAUGUGUAUAUUUUGAUGAAUCAAGCUGGUGUCAUACCUCGACAAUGGACUUUUAAAACUUUUUACAACUCACCUCGAAUCACCUGGAUCAGUAGCUGUUUGUAAAUUUGAUCCAUUUUUUAAUUUUUAAUAUAUUUUUAACAAAUAUCCAGAAAUCUGGUGUCAACAUCAUUAAAGCACUUUAAACUUUCAUUUUUUUUGUGAUAGACCAACCUUCUGUUUGUGUUUUAUAAUUUUAAUAACACAACAUUUAGAUCUGCACAGAUUUUAAGAUUCACAGAUUCCAGUUUUUUUGUUAUUUUGUUGCACUGAAUCAAAGUCUUGUGACAGUCCGUUGUUGUUUACUGAACAUCACACCUGAUGCACUACAGAGCAAAAUACACUGCAGACAUGACAUGACUGUGUCAGUUUAUCCUCUGCAACAUAAGGCCUAUUUUCUCUGCCUCCUGUCCAAAAUGACCUACCCAAAAUAAAUGGAGUAUAUCUUCACAACUACAAGCGCUGUGUGUAUAAUGUUGGUCUCAAAAGAAAGCUAAGACGUGUGAGAUUACUACAGAAGUCAGAAUCAAGAUAUUUGUUACUGUGUUUGAUGAAGGUCGAAAAUUUAAAAACAACACAUUACUUAGAGUGAAAACCUUCUUUGAAACAGAGGAUAGAGCCCAGUUCAUCUAUGAAUUAGUAAAGUAAUAUCUGAUGAGUGUCUGUGCUAAAACUUUUACAGAUGCUUUAACUCAGUUUGUCCAAGUGUAAACACCACGUGUGCCAUUUGGGCACAUUUUGGCACCAUAUGCCAUUUACCUUUCUCAUUAUUACAAUUGGUAUUAAACUUUACAAAAUAUUAGUAUAAUUAAGAAUGAAAACUUUGCAUCUUUUCUCUUUGCUAUUGUUGUAAAAAACUACUUUUUGAGGCUUGAACUUUGUGCGUUCUGCCCAUUGAAGCGCUAAAGUGAAACUCACUGAGGCAUUGCGCGGAUCAAUAUCUCGGCAACCCAUUGGUCGAUUCUGAUGAUUGACACCUCUAUCGAGCAGUCAGAGCGAGGAGACUCUUCACCUUUGAAACGCCAAUGAUGAUCCAGAAUGAGGUAAACCCAAAGGUAAUAUAUCUUGAUACUUGACUCUAAAAGCAACCGAUGUCUGUAUGUAAACAAUCAGGACCUUCGUGAUUCAUUUCAAACUAAAUGACACAUCUGGUACAGUCCAAAAAAUCAGCUCCUUACUCCUUUCCUAAACACUUUUCCUUGACCUCGAUAGAAAACGUCACGAGGUCAUAAGGAAAGAUGUGAAGGAGAGGUCAUAAGGAGUUAGGAGAAGACCACAACGGCGAAUGUUCUUGACGUGACCUGUGGUAAAACUACAAAGUCCAGAAGAUGGACUACAAAACUGAAACUAGCAGAAGCACUACAGUCGAGAAACGUGUGAUUCAAUGUUGCCUCUUUUGAAUGUAUUCUUGUAAUAUUGUGAUACUAUUCCAUUGUGAGACAAAACACAACAUUAGUUUAUUCACAGGUGUCCAGCCGUGCUUCACCUCUUUGACUAUUUUUGGAUUAGCCAGACAGCCAGAGCAGCAACCUGUGAAGUCUCAGAGACUACAUGUGUUACAGAGUCUCUGUUUACACUGAGGUUUACAGUUCUUACACAAUCAGAACCAUGAAGAGAUGAGAUGAAACAUUCAGGUGAUGCAAAAAACAAACUGAGACUGAGCUGCACAUUCCAAAACAAAACAAGAUAUCAGAUAUAGUUAUCAGUGAUCUGAUUGGUGACUCUGUUCUGAAAUGUAACCUGCCAAAAAAAAAAUACAGGAAAAACAACACAAGCUCGAAGUUCAGUCCAGGGAGGGGAAGUGGUGAUGACUUCUAACCACAGAGAUGAAAAGUGAGUUCAGUCGAAAAUAAAGACCUGAACCUGUCACUCGACAUUCAACUGUCUUUGUCAGAAGAUUCAGGAUUUGCAUCAGAAAAGAAACGGUGUUAAAUCUCUGUCAGUGUUUUGAAGUGACAUGAAGCACAAAGUAACUACAGAGUGAACUUUCCAGGAGUCCAGCAUGCUGCAGCCAAAGAUCCAGCCCAGUGAUGGACUGUCCUUCAGGGCCUGCAGUGUUUUCAUCUUCAUGGUUCUUCAGUCUGUUGGAGAGCAAGCAGAGUUAAUUUGUCCACAUCAACCAAUCGUGGCCCUGGCUGGUGAUGAUGUCAUUCUACCAUGUCACCUUGAACCUCCCAUCGAUGUCAGUUCAAAGACCGUGAUAUGGACCAGACCUGAUUUAGACCCAAAGUACAUCCAUUAUCACAAAGAUGGACGACUGAAUUUUGAGAUUCAAAAUCCAUCUUAUCAUAAUCGCACCGCUCUGUUUGAGGAUGAACUGAAGAACGGAAACGUCUCCAUGAAAAUCUUCAGAGUGAAACUUUCUGAUGCAGGAGAAUAUAUAUGUUAUCUUCCAUCAAUGCCAAAGGAAGCGUCCAUCCAACUCACUGUUGGUGUCGUCUCCACGCCCGUCAUAGAGUUUGUCUCCAAUAAGAACAGAGAGGUGGUUUUACAGUGUGAGGCUAAAGGCUGGUAUCCAGAGCCUGAGGUGUUCUGGCUGGACGCUGAGGGAAACCUCCUCUCUGCUGGACCUACAGAGACAGUCAGAGGUCCUGAUGACCUCUAUACUGUCAGCAGAAGAUUGACUGUGGAGAAGAGCGACAACUUCACCUGUAGAGUCCAACAGAAGAACAUGAAGCAGACCAGAGAGACACACUUCUAUGUUCCAGAUGAUUUCUUCACAGUUCAGUCCUGUUCGAAUGAGACUGAGAUCAUCAUCAUCAUCACUCUUUGCUUUGUUUGCAUUGCUCUUCUGGUGAUCUGUGUUUCCAGGUGUGAAUGUUUUUGGACCGAGAGGAGAUUGUAACACAGAAUUCAAAGAAAGUGGGCAAGAACACCAAAGCCAAUCAGAGCAACGGGUCAGACUGUCCCAUGUUGCCCAAACAAGAUGAGCAACUGGACAACCAGGAACCAACUGAGGAUGAAAUGACGACUGAACAAACUUCAAACAACCAGAAAAACCUGAAACCUAAAACCAAGUAGUACCUUACAGAAAAGUCAUGAAGAGCCAAACGUCAGGAGUCAGAGUGAAAAUAGAAGAGAUGGAGGAACUGUGGAGGAAACAGUUCAAACUCCAGGACAGUGUUGUGGAGAAAUUGCUGAAGUCAAUGUUGAGGUCAGGAGAGAAGAAAGUGUUCAGGAGCCUCUGAUGUCUGAUGCUGUAAUAUUUACUGAAGCUCGAAGAUCAUCUUUGGAAAGACUGCAGACACGUACUGAAGAAGGAAACUUUAGUGAAGUUGGUCUGCAGUCUUUGAGCUGUGACUGAAGAGUCCUGCUUAAAUCACAGAGAGCCUUAAUUGUACUUUGCACCCUGACAAUUGAAUCGUCUCGUCAUCCUGUUGCCUUCAUUCUUCUCCCGUGCUCUUGUUCUUGGUUCUGUUUUUGUUUCUUGUCUUGGAUUAUUGGACUUGUUUUUUUUUUCUAAUUCUGAACUUUAAUUGUUUAAAUGUCACGGGUCACUUCCUGUUACUGUACCCUGACACCCUGAACCAGUGAAGGAAAGCCAAGAAUCAUGUCAGACCCAUGAGAACACUAAGACUUCUCUGGUCAGCACACCGCUAACUGAGAGUGUAAAUAAGACGUAUUUAUGUUUACAUGUACAGUGUAUGUUUGAUAAUGUGUAUACAUGCUUUUAUUGUCUUAAUCAAUUCUUGUGUUUAUACAUGUUGGUCUGUUUAAUGUUGCAGAGUGAAUGCUGCCAACUUCUUCUGUGCUGAACUCCAAAUCCUUUUCAAGUCAUUCAGGUUAUAAUCAACUUAAUCACUGAUCAGAAUGAUCAAUUAAAAGUUUAUUUAAUGAGACUGAAAUCAA